AUGUGCUACGAUUCGACGUCAAUUUUAAAUUCUCCAAAACCAGUUAAAAUCAUUUUCUGGAUAAUCACAAUUCUCUCAAUUUUAAUCCAUAUUUUUGGCGCAUUUUGUAUUCUUCGAAAAACUCCAAAAUCAGUCAAAUCUGUUCGUUAUUGGCUUUUCAAUUUUCAUUUAUGGAGCUUAUUUCUAGACGUUACUCUCGGAUUUGUAAUAACUCCAUUUUUAUUUCUACCAACUUUGACUUUUCGAGCUUAUGGAUUUCUGGAAGGAUAUGAACAAUUUGUACCAUAUUUUGCAGUUUUGACAUUUGCAGGUAAAAUGAAUCAGGGUUAAAAAAUUUAAAAUUGUGUUACAGGAACAGGCUUCAGUCUUGUCCUACUUCUUGAAAAUCGCCACCAUUCUUUAACAAUGUGGGAAGUUACAACAACUCGGAAAAUUUGUCGCGCAAUUUUUUAUACUUUCAAUAUUGUGUUUCUUUUCCUAUUUCCUCUGAUAACUACGUUGUAUGUUCCAAAUCAAAAAAUUGGAAGAGAAGAGGCGAUUAAAGUAGGUUAUUCAGAAAAAAACUCAGAAUUCAAGGUGUAAUCCUAAUUCUAAAAUUUUUUAAAUUUCCUACUUCUAGGUUCUUCCAUGUUUGUCUGAAGUUCCAGACAUUUUUAUAAUUGUCACUGAUUUGAAUGCAAUUUUUAUAAUUCUCACCGUUCUAAUGAUCGGUCUAUUUCUAGUUAUAUUUCAAUGCAUAUUUUUCGCCUGGUCAAUUUUCAAAGCCUCUGAUUUCUCCGAAAACAUUUCCAAAUUAACAAUCGCGCUUCAACGCAAAUUCCUAAUCUCAAUUCUAAUUCAAAAAUCAAUUCCAUCAAGCUCUCUAGUUCCCCCAGUUUUCUAUGCAGUCUUCUGCGUUUACAACAAUAUUCAUUGGCAAAAACUCACAAAUAUUUUGAUUUUUGUGGUAACUUCACAUGGAAUUAUUGGAAGUGUAGCAAUGUUAUGUAUUCAUAAAAGCUACACGAAUACAGUUAUCGAUUUGAUAUUAUGUAGGCGGAUUAAACAAACAUUAUUGGAGUCGGAGCAAUCAAAAAUUACACGAGUUCUAAAUAAUAACAAUAAUAAUAUAAUUGCGAGAAGAAGUAUGCCAAGUAUUAGAUCAUAAACCCAAAAUAAUACUUUUUCUAAAAAUUCAUUUUUUUUUAAAUGAAAUUCUUCCCAAAUUAAAAAUUAUAUCAACGUGACACAAAUACGUCAUAAAUUCCACGUAUUUUUGAUCUUGAUAAGAGUAGUAUAAAAGGAAUCCCUCAGCUCAUUCAAAUCCAACCCAUAGUUCAACAAUGGCUCAAUCCGUUCCACCAGGAGAUAUCCAAACUCAACCAAACGCCAAGAUCGUCUUCAAUGCUCCAUACGACGACAAACACACCUAUCACAUCAAGGUUAUCAACUCUUCUGCUCGUCGUAUUGGAUACGGUAUCAAGACAACCAACAUGAAGAGACUUGGAGUCGAUCCACCAUGUGGAGUUUUGGAUCCAAAGGAGGCUGUCCUUUUGGCUGUUUCAUGUGACGCUUUUGCUUAUGGACAAGAAGACACCAACAAUGAUCGUAUCACUGUUGAAUGGACCAACACUCCAGAUGGUGCUGCCAAACAAUUCCGUCGUGAAUGGUUCCAAGGAGAUGGUAUGGUUCGUAGAAAGAACUUGCCAAUUGAGUACAAUCCAUAA
This is a messenger RNA of Caenorhabditis angaria, 1706 nucleotides long. NCBI's taxonomy places the organism in Eukaryota, Metazoa, Nematoda, Chromadorea, Rhabditida, Rhabditidae. The record is from the annotation of a GenBank genome assembly.